GCCUUACUCGCGACUUACUUUUAAAUAUAGUCAUAUGUGUGAAUAUACAUAGGUAUGAAGUUACCACCCCUGAACAACACUCAGCACAAAUGAAAAUUAUAUUCUCGUUUCAUCAUCUCUAUCACGAAUACUGACAACAAAAGAUUAAAAAAUAUCACAUGUAUCAGAGAAGUGUCAAAUUUCGAAGUAUUUAUAAUCGAAGAACAAUGAUUUAAGCUUUAAAAAAUAAGUUCAGGUGUGAAAUGUUCACAAACCAUGAAAUAAUGGAGCCAAUUAUUCAAAACCAAAAUAGAUGGUAUAAUUGUGCAAAUAGUAAACGACCUUCGCCAUUGACUCGCAGAUUACAACAGAUUUCUGUGAUAGGGUUUCUAUGUUAAGUACAACCAAGACUGAGCAGCUCAGUUCGUUUUCAGCACGCAACAGAGCUCUAUCAACUUAAGGUUAUUAGCAGGUAUUGCUUUUAUUUGCUACGUGAAUUGUUAAUAUUGAUGAACAUUUGAUUUUAUUGGAAUUUUAUCGGGUCGAGUGGAUAAUUUGAUUAAAAUUAAUAAAAAACUGUUCGGAAUCAAUACGAUCUGACGGAUCGAUUUUUGUUUAUUUGAAGACCACCUGCUUAUGCCGCCGCGAGAAACACGUGGUUUAAAGCGACAAAUUGCGCAAGACAAAUAUGUUCGGGCAACCAAGCCGACGAAGACUUGAGUGAUUUCUCAUAUUGCUAUAAAAAACGUUCUCUUGCUAUUUCUGGCUGAUUCCUUAAGACUCCUAGAAACAACGUGCUUGCACAAGUUUCCUGUUUUUUUAUAUUUGAUUUAUUUUUUCUUUUAUUUUGUUCUCGUCUAAAAAGUCUAGCUGAAGUUAUUAUGAACCAUGACACGUCAAAAUAAAACCUUUCUUAUCUAAAAUUCUCAUAGUAUCAUAAUAAUGUCUGUAGAAGGAUAUUUGAAACAAGAGCCUGGAUUUGCAACCAGAGCAAUCCACUCUGGUUAUAAAGCAGAACAAGAAUCCUCUUGGGCUGUUGUACCUCCAAUUUCUCUAUCUACAACUUUCAAACAGGAAAGUCCUGCCCAACACAAGGGUUUUGAAUAUGGGAGAAGUGGGAAUCCAUCCAGAUUAACACUGGAGAAAUGUCUUGCUUCAUUGGAUAAUGCCAAGUAUGGAUUGUGCUUCUCCUCAGGACUUGGAGCAACAACUGCUAUAGUUAAUCUUCUAAAUUCUGGAGAUCACAUAGUAGCUGUUGAUGACCUUUAUGGUGGUACUUACAGAUUACUUACAAAGGUUGCAGAGCGCUUGAAUAUAAAAACCACGUUUGUUGAUGGUCGUGAUCCUCAAAAUGUAGAAAAUGCUAUUACAAAAGACACAAAAAUUGUAUGGCUUGAAACUCCAACAAAUCCAUUACUGAAAGUAAUAGAUAUAGCAAAAGUUUGUGAUCUAGUUCAUAAACACAAAGGUGUAAUUGUUGUUGUAGACAAUACAUUUCUCAGUGCAUACUUUCAGCGACCUCUCAACCUGGGAGCAGAUGUAACUAUGUACUCUUUAACAAAAUAUAUGAAUGGCCAUACUGAUUGCAUAAUGGGAUCCAUCUCUACCAACAAUGAAGAUAUUUAUGAGAAACUUAAAUUUCUUCAAAAUGGUAAAGUUCAUAUUAUUUUUAUUGAUUCAGGAGUAGCGGGACAUAUGUCAUAUGCAAUUGGAGUGGUACCGUCUCCUUUUGACUGCUUCUUGGUGUAUCGCAGCUUGAAAACAUUAGCUGUGCGAAUGGAACAGCAUAUGAAAAAUAGUUUAGCUAUUGGGCAGUAUUUGGAAACUCAUCCACUUGUAGAAAAAGUCAUUCAUCCAGGGUUACCAUCUCAUCCACAGCAUUCAUUGCUAAAGAAACAGUGCUAUGGGUAUAGUGGAAUGGUUUCUUUCUACUUGAAAGGUGGAUUGGAAGAAUCCAAAGUCUUCCUUUCUUCACUUAAAUUAAUAACCCUUGCUGAGAGCUUGGGAGGCUAUGAAAGUUUAGCAGAACUACCUUCUCUCAUGACGCAUGCAUCCAUACCUCCAGAAGAACGGGCAAAAUAUGGAAUUACUGAUAAUUUGAUUCGCAUGUCAGUAGGUUUGGAAUCAGUUGAGGACCUUACUGCAGAUAUUGAUCAAGCAUUCCAGGCUGUGAAGAAUUUGAACAAAAAAUAAUAAUAAUAAUAAUAAUAAUUCAAAUUUGAAUAAAGUUGAAAAUUGAAAAUUUUGUAUGAUAUUUUGGAAUACUUUUCCAGAAAUGUUUGUCACUAAAGUAUGCCUUCAUUAA
Messenger RNA from Gryllus bimaculatus (two-spotted cricket), 2284 nucleotides. The record is from the annotation of a GenBank genome assembly. Lineage: Eukaryota; Metazoa; Arthropoda; Insecta; Orthoptera; Gryllidae.